AUGUCUGACGUCACAGCAAACAAAGAAGAAGAAGGAGAAGAAGAAGAAGAAGAAGAUUCAGACUCGAUUGGCUCAGAAAUACAGAAAUUAAUAGACUCUCCAAAUGCAGGAAAAACAAACAAACUGAAAAGUAAACUGAAGGAGUUGGAGAAUGUUACACUUAACAUCGCUGUAACCGGGAUGACAGGGGCAGGAAAGUCUUCCUUUGUCAAUGCCCUGAGAGGACUUGCUAAUGAUGAUGGGAGAGCAGCUCCCACAGGAACAACUGAGACAACUAUGAAACCAAACAUGUACCCACAUCCCUUCAUGCCAAAUGUGAAAAUCUGGGAUCUGCCUGGAAUUGGUAGUCCAAAAUUUAGAGCGAAGAAGUACCUGAAAGAUGUUAAGUUCAACACGUAUGACUUCUUUCUCAUAGUGACCUCUGAAAGGUUUAAGGAGAACGACAUAGAGCUGGCCACAGCAAUCCAGAAGAGUAAGAAGCUAUUUUAUUUCAUUCGCACUAAAAUUGACAACGACGUUCGUGCUGAAUCACACAAAAGAAACUUUGAUGAGCGGAUGUUGCUCAGUAACAUCCGAGAGGAUUGUAAGUCAAACCUGCUGAAAGUCGGAAUAUCCAAAAUAUUCCUAGUAUCUUCAUUUCAAUUGGAAAAAUUUGACUUUGAGAAGCUGAUCAAGACACUCGAGGAUGAACUUCCUGAGAACAAAAGAUUUGCUCUCAUUCAGUCUCUGCCCGUUUAUUCUCUAGAAAACCUGGAAAAGAAGAAAGCGUACUUCAAGAAAAUGAUUUGGCUGAAUGCCUUUGCGUCUGGGCUCGUGGCGAUGCCUCCCCUCCCGGGAUUGUCAGUGGCCUGUGAUUUUGGCAUCAUGAAGAAUUUCCUUAGACAAGUCUUCACCAGCUAUGGCUUAUCAAAUCAAGCCCUAGAGGUGCUAUCAGAACGAGUGAACAAAUCUGUGGAGGAUCUGAAAUCUGCUAAGACGUCACGCUUCAAAGAUGGAGUCACUGAUGAUAUUCUCAUAGAUAUGCUGUCUACACCAGUCAUUGCUAUGGCCAAGACGCUGGGGACCAUAAUGGCUCUGCUGCCAUUAGGAGCUCUACCGGCGGGAGGGGUGGCGAUCACCACUGUGCACCACUUGCUUAACAAGGGACUAAAUGAGAUGACAGAAGACACCAAAAAGGUUCUUGAGGCAUCACAACUUACCUAAUAUACGUGGAACGAAAUGAGCCUCAGAUCAGACUCUGAUCUUAUAUAUAAAUUAACAGAAAUUAUAUAACAGCUCUGAUGUUACAGAAAAUCUGUCUUGUAGUUUUGAAAAUAAAUAGAUACAAGUAAACUCACUAAUUAUACUCACUUCUUUGUAAUUAUUAUUAAAAUAAAAAUUCUUUUGAAAUGUGA
Messenger RNA from Rhinichthys klamathensis goyatoka, 1394 nucleotides. RefSeq names its product interferon-inducible GTPase 5-like. The coding region runs from base 1 to 1203 and encodes 400 amino acids. Gene Ontology annotation, molecular function: GTP binding. The record is from RefSeq and is a predicted model, not a curated record. The transcript has a single exon. NCBI's taxonomy places the organism in Eukaryota, Metazoa, Chordata, Actinopteri, Cypriniformes, Leuciscidae. Gene Ontology annotation, cellular component: membrane.